Vanderwaltozyma polyspora DSM 70294 is the source of this 2286-nucleotide messenger RNA. RefSeq lists its product as uncharacterized. The coding region runs from base 1 to 2286 and encodes 761 amino acids. NCBI's taxonomy places the organism in Eukaryota, Fungi, Ascomycota, Saccharomycetes, Saccharomycetales, Saccharomycetaceae. The transcript has a single exon. The record is from RefSeq and is a predicted model, not a curated record.
AUGUUAUCAAAUAUGGGGAUCAGAAGACCUCAACAAGCUAAUGAGGUGGAUUUACCCGAGAGUAUUGGUUCCCACUCUUCAUAUUCAAUAGAGGACACGUUCACAAGUACCAGCAAUCCAAGUACUACAAGAACUGUAAGCCCAACCCCCUCCAUUUCUCAAAAUGUUAAAACUAGUUUGAAAAUGGCUACUUCUACAACCACCGUCAGUACUAUAAGUUCAAAUAAUACCUAUACUUCGGAUACCCAUCAUGCUGCCAGAAUUAAUAAAAAUAAUGAUAUCGACCUUUUCAGAGUAAUAGAUCCUUAUCCUGCUUUACCGCCAAGUUAUGAAGAUACCAACCCAAAUAAUAGAAUCACGUUUCCAAUUUAUGAAAAUACCAAACCUUGUACUAAAGAUAUAAAACCUCCUCCUUAUUCACAGACCCUGUAUCAUUACACUUUAGUUUCUAUUAAACAAGAAUGGAUCUCACCCUAUUCCAUCUCUCCAAGUAGAAAUUGGGUUAAUUAUAUAAUGGAACUUAAUUCAACGCAAUUAAACUUUUAUAAAAUCGAUCAAGAACUAACCAGUGAAAUAAGAGGGUAUUCAAAUGGUGAUAUGAGGAAAGAAAAUGGUAUGCCAAACAAUGGGAACCCUUUCCAAUUAUUUGCGACUAAAAAUGCAUAUAUUAUAGACAAAGUCGAGCAUGAACUUAUAAUGAAAUCGAUAGCUAAGAAUCCAUCCAAAUAUAUGACAAAUUGCACGAUGUAUAGAACAUAUUCAUUGCAAUUUGGCCAAUUGGGAAUUCCAACAGAUUAUAAGAAAAGAUCCCACGUCUUACGACUACGUUGUGAGGAAAAUCAAUUUCUAGUUAAGUUUACUUCUGUAGAUGAACUAAUAAUGUGGUCGAUGUAUAUUAACAUGGGCAUUUCCAUUUCUUUGGAUCUUGAUAGAAGAGAAUUCCCAAAUUAUAGAGUAGUGCCAAGAAGAAGAAGAAGAAGGAGACACAGACGAAAGAAUAAAAAAAGAAAGCCAAAGACUUUGGAUGACAUAAAUACAAGUAUUUUAAAUACGAAUUCAAAUACCAUAGGACAACAUUUAAGAAUAAAAUCAAAAAGUCUUACUUCGAUGACGAGCUCCAAAGAGGUUAGGAACAAUAGAUUAGAUAGGGUAUUAAGUUUAGAUGGAGGAUCACAGAACAUAUCCAAUGAUGAAUCUCAAACAUUCAAGUCUAAAUUGAAAGGAUUUUUUAGAUCACCAAGGAGACGCACCAACUCUUCUCAUUCCCAUUCCAGUAGUUUUUAUCCGCAAUUUAAUAGCUUGCAAGAUCUAUUGGAAGUCGAUGAGGACACUACUGAAAACAGACAAUAUUUUGUUGAAUCUAAUUUCACUCCAACGACUAUUACUAAGAUAGAUUCAUAUUCUAAGAAUAUAUCAAGCAACAGAAACGUGGGUAAUUAUGAUAAUGGUCAUGAUAAUGAUGACCAUGAUGACGACGUUACAGAUGCAACUCAAAAUUUAAAUAUUUUAAGAAUCGAUACAAUUAAUUCGGGAAUUACAAAUGAAUCUAUGGAAAUUGGUGAAAUCCCAUUUCCUACAGAAAAGUCUGAAACCUAUAAAACGUUAGAUCCUUUGUCUCAGUCAAACUCCGAUGUUAACGAGACAGACAGUGGAAUGCCAACAAGCGCUGAUAUCGAUGACUUAGACGAUGAAUUGGAAGACGAUGAGUUGGAAGACGAGUAUGAUCUAGACUCUGAUGAAGAGAACUUAGAUAUCGAACAUGAUCCUGAAAGAGAAGAAUCAAAUGGACAAUAUUUCAAUAACAGUGACCCCAGAAGAUCUGUCUACGUAGAAGAAGGAAUGUUUCAGGAUAGCGAAGAUGACUAUGAAUACAUUGUUGUUGAUGACCAUCCAAUCCAUUCUAGUGGUCGUAGAUUAAGAUCGACUUCUAGAGUUAGCGUGGGUUCAAAUGUUCCAUACGGAAGCGACGAUAUCAAAUGGAAUCCUCCUAUUAAAGUCAUGUCUCGUAGAAGAUAUAUUAAGGAUUCCAUUAGAUGCAUUAGAGGAUUACUUGAAGAGAAAUCCUGGGUAGGGCAAAGUGUAGUCAGAAAAAUAGAUUAUCCACCUAAUGAAGUCAUCAAUUCUCCAAUAUAUAUUGCCCAGACCAAUGGAGACAAGUCAAAAUUAAAAAGAACAACCAAAUUUGACCCAUCAUCAUAUCAAACUAGAAACCAUUGUUUGAAGGAAUACCUAGUCGGCCCAGUUUCUUUUGUUAAACCAUCUUCAAGGCAAUACCUAUUUGCAUGA